This is a messenger RNA of Schistocerca piceifrons (Central American locust), 1269 nucleotides long. RefSeq lists its product as uncharacterized. Bases 1 to 1269 code for a protein of 422 amino acids. The transcript is spliced from 2 exons. The record is from RefSeq and is a predicted model, not a curated record. NCBI's taxonomy places the organism in Eukaryota, Metazoa, Arthropoda, Insecta, Orthoptera, Acrididae.
AUGCCGUCGCCGCCACCAAUGCGUCGCACCAUCGCCAUCACCAUCAAUGGGAGGGAAACUCAGGGACGAGGGAAACUCAGGGACGAGGGAAACUCAGGGACGAGGGAAACUCAGGGACGAGGGAAACUCAGGGACGAGGGAAACUCAGGGACGAGGGAAACUCAGGGACGAGGGAAACUCAGGGACGAGGGAAACUCAGGGACGAGGGAAACUCAGGGACGAGGGAAACUCAGGGACGAGGGAAACUCAGGGACGAGGGAAACUCAGGGACGAGGGAAACUCAGGGACGAGGGAAACUCAGGGACGAGGGAAACUCAGGGACGAGGGAAACUCAGGGACGAGGGAAACUCAGGGACGAGGGAAACUCAGGGACGAGGGAAACUCAGGGACGAGGGAAACUCAGGGACGAGGGAAACUCAGGGACGAGGGAAACUCAGGGACGAGGGAAACUCAGGGACGAGGGAAACUCAGGGACGAGGGAAACUCAGGGACGAGGGAAACUCAGGGACGAGGGAAACUCAGGGACGAGGGAAACUCAGGGACGAGGGAAACUCAGGGACGAGGGAAACUCAGGGACGAGGGAAACUCAGGGACGAGGGAAACUCAGGGACGAGGGAAACUCAGGGACGAGGGAAACUCAGGGACGAGGGAAACUCAGGGACGAGGGAAACUCAGGGACGAGGGAAACUCAGGGACGAGGGAAACUCAGGGACGAGGGAAACUCAGGGACGAGGGAAACUCAGGGACGAGGGAAACUCAGGGACGAGGGAAACUCAGGGACGAGGGAAACUCAGGGACGAGGGAAACUCAGGGACGAGGGAAACUCAGGGACGAGGGAAACUCAGGGACGAGGGAAACUCAGGGACGAGGGAAACUCAGGGACGAGGGAAACUCAGGGACGAGGGAAACUCAGGGACGAGGGAAACUCAGGGACGAGGGAAACUCAGGGACGAGGGAAACUCAGGGACGAGGGAAACUCAGGGACGAGGGAAACUCAGGGACGAGGGAAACUCAGGGACGAGGGAAACUCAGGGACGAGGGAAACUCAGGGACGAGGGAAACUCAGGGACGAGGGAAACUCAGGGACGAGGGAAACUCAGGGACGAGGGAAACUCAGGGACGAGGGAAACUCAGGGACGAGGGAAACUCAGGGACGAGGGAAACUCAGGGACGAGGGAAACUCAGGGACGAGGGAAACUCAGGGACGAGGGAAACUCAGGGACGAGGGAAACUCAGGGACGAGGGAAACUCAGGGACGAGGGAAACUAA